Molecule: messenger RNA, 9416 nt
Organism: Podarcis lilfordi (Lilford's wall lizard)
Lineage: Eukaryota; Metazoa; Chordata; Lepidosauria; Squamata; Lacertidae
Source: the annotation of a GenBank genome assembly
GGGAGGAGCGAUUUCGCCCAAGCCCGCCAGCUCGCGCGAGGAACUGAGCGCGUGCGCACAAAGAGAUUAGGCAGGCGAGAGUGUGUGCAGGAGGGGAAAGCGAUGGAACCAUAGAGCUUCUGUUGGGUGGGCAGAGGGGCCGGAAGUAGUGUGUUGUCGCAGCAGAAGUGACGCGUUCCGUCACUCCAUCCCUUUCUUUAUUUCUUCCUUUCUAAAGCCGGACCCGUUCGCCGCUGGUCGGUCGGUCGCCGCCAUGGCUCUGGAGACGGUGCCCAAAGACCUGCGUCACUUGCGGGCCUGCCUGCUCUGCUCGCUUGUGAAGGUGAGUGAGUGUGUAUGUUGUCCGGUUCCACUUCCGGAUAAACCGGAAGCCCCUGUUUUUAAUUACGGGGAACCAUCCUGGAGGGAGCCAGUGUGGAUCCUUUGCCCCUGGGGAUCACCCUACAAAGCAGGGUGGGGGAGCUCCUUCUGUUCCCCAACCCUUGUUGCCUGUUCACGGUGUGCUUCCAGACCAUGGAGCUUCUGGUUUAGCCAUUGUGGCUCAUGGCAGAAUUUGCUAGAGUUAUUACUGUACUGUAUUUAAUUAAAGUAAAUAAUAAUUUUAAAAAUUGUCCAGUUUUCCCCCAGCACCGUAGACACCAACUAAUAAGUAUUUAAUUACUUAUUGUGUUGAAUGUAUAUGUCACUUUCUCUUCCAAAGUUCUCAAGGGGGUGUACAUGGUUCUGCCCCUCCUCAUUUAAUCCCCACUACAACCCUGUGAGGUGAGCUAGGCAUCGAGCUUCAUGGCCGAGUCGGGGAUUUUAACCCUUGUCUCCAAGGCUCUAGUAUAACAGUCAGACCAUAACACCACCACUGGCUCUCAGACUUAACACCCUGUAUGAAGGAUCCCUUCUGGGGCAGGACCUUGAGACUCUUUGGAGGCCAGUUCCCCAGUCUUGUCAGCACCUGGACCCUGUCCUGAUAGUGAUGUCCUAUCACUAUCGGGCAAAGAUUCUGAAAAUUUUAUUUUGACAGGUCUUUAGCCUGACUUGACUUUAUUUACAACUCACCUAAUAAGUGGAUAGAUGUAUGAGAGGUGCAUGCCAUUCAUUCAUUAUUUAUUUACUUAUCAAUAAAACAAUCACAAUAAACCAAGCGCCCAUAUAAUACAUUUUGAUUUGGCCACAGGGUUGGUGUCUGGAUUGGUUUCAUGUGCUUACUUUUUUGCUUUUUUUACAAGUUUUAGAAAUGUAUUUCCUUAUAAUAAUUCUCAUUAGUUGCCUUGUGAGGAAAUAAUGGAAUGAUUCCUUGCAAAGGUUGUGCUCCAGCAGGUUUUUUUGUUUGUUUUAUUCAACCUCUAGUUGUAGAAACUUCCUUUUGAGUUCCUUUUCCUGAUUUAAUUUCAUCUUGCUCUUCAGACCAUUGACCAAUUUGAGUUUGAUGGUUGUGACAACUGUGACUCCUACCUGCAGAUGAAGGGGAACCGUGAGAUGGUUUAUGAUUGCACCAGCUCUUCCUUUGAUGGGUGAGUCUGCUUGCUAUUAUUAUUUAUUGGAUUUCUUACACCUGCUUGACCAGAAGGUCCCAAUGCAGCAUACAACAAUACAGUCAUACCUUGGAAGUCGAAUGGAGUCCAUUCCAAAAGUUCUUUCGAGUUCCAAAACGUUCGGAAACCAAACUGCAGCUUCUGAUUGGCUGCAGGAAUUAGCCUGCAGCCAAUCAGAAGUCGUGGAAGCCCCGUCGGACGUUUGGGUUCCAAAAGAACGUUUGCAAACUGGAACAAUCACUUCCGGUUUUGCGGUGUUCGGAGCCAAAACGUCUGAGUUCCAGGGCAUUUGGGAUCCAAGGUAUGACUGAAUAAAAAUGCAAUAUUUGCUUAAAAGAACUUAUAGAAAUCCCUCCCAAAAAAAGGUUGGCUAGAGCAGGGGCCACCCAUGUGCCUGCAGUCUUCUCUGGCAUUCACAUCGUACUGCAGUGGAUUUUUUUCAGUUAACCACACCCAAACCACACCCAGCUGUGAUGCUUUAAGACAGCUUUGCUUGGUUAGAACAACAGCAGCUGCUUAGGAACCCAAAGAAGUGGAGUCCAUAGGCCUAUAAGUUACAUGGGCUUAUAUAGAGGCAUUAUGUUUACACAUGUGUAGAAAUUAAGUCAUGUAAUAAGCAGAGGUUGCAGUUAGCUAACAACCCUAUCAAAAGAGGAAAAGUAACAUUGCAGAACAAGGUCAUAGAUUCAUCUAUUAGCAAAUUCCUUCAUACUUCUUCACAGACAUCUUGGCUUACAACAUCCUUUCACCCAAUAUCCUCUUCACACUGCCUUUACAUCUUAGGCUAUCUAUCAAUACCUUUUUCUACCACACUACUCACCCCUUGCUGAUAUUAGGCUUGGGGCAAGCAUUAAACACACUAGGUUGCAAUGUGUGCUUGGCUGUGGUGUGGCACCCACAGCCAUUUUUCUGGUAGGGUUUUUUGGUCAUUUGAGUGUAAGCAGCCAAUGACAAGACCAAGGGUUUUUUGACUGGUGUCUCUUCAUCCAGCUGAAUAACCAUGGAAAUGAUAGCAGGGCAAUUAUCCAUGGUAUGCAGUGUUAAGUAGGAAGCCGAGUUCCUUAGAGAUGCAAGAUGUUGGAAUGAGCUGGGCUCAUGUGCAAGGGGAGGCAACUGACACAGGCAAAGAGGAGCAGUUGCCUACCUCUCGGCCUAAUAAUUCUCCCCACAUCUGGCUUGUGUUACUGAGCCCCGUGGCCUCUUGUAUAGGACAGGAAAAGAAUCAAAGAGUUGCCCUCUCCUCUGCCUAGAAAUAAUAGACAAGUUCAGGAAACCAGUGAAUUUAGGUAUGAAAAGAUGAUGCUACUGUUUUCAAAAUUCAAUGAUGGUUUCCGAGUCAGGAAAGAGAUUUUGUUGCUGAACUAAACCACCCAUCUUCCCAGGGCAAUGGCCAUGCUUUCCAGGGCUGAUGGGAGUUAGUGUUCAGCAAUACCUGGGGGGCCAAAGAUUCCCCACACCUGCUUUAGACACAUAAUAUAGUAGUAGCCCUGUUAGUAUAUUAGUCCCAAGAAGGCAAGUUCCCAAGAAGGCUGGAAUACUGGUUGCUUUUGAUCAUUCUUGGUGCCUUUGUGGGCAUUGGAUGUAUGCAGUGAGGAGAGUUCAUUGGCAAAGCAUGUGCUAUGAAAAUCUCCAGAUAAUGAGCAGGAAAUUACUUUUGUUUAAGACCUCCUGAGAGUUGCUGCCAGUCAAAAUAAACAGUGCUGGGUUAGAUGGACCCAUAGUAUAAAGCAGCCUUGUACAGUGGUACCUCGCAAGACGAAUGCCUCGCAAGAUGAAAAACGCGCAAGACGAAAGAGUUUUUCGUUUUUUGAGUCGUUCCGCAAGACGAAUUUCCCUAUGGGCUUGCUUCGCAAGACGAAACGUCUUGCGAGUUCUUGCGAGUUUGUUUCCUUUUUCUUAAAGCCGCUAAGCCGCUAAUAGCUGUGCUUCGCAAGAUGAAAAAACCGCAAGACGAAGAGACUCGCGGAACGGAUUAAUUUUGUCUUGCGAGGCACCACUGUACAUUCAAGGUGAACAAGCAGUGUUCUCUGUGGAUGAGUGAGGUGAGGGACCCUUUCAGGCUGAAACCCAAGAGUGCCUCAUCCUCAGAGUAAGCGUAGUUGGUGUGACGUGUUCCUGCAGUUCUAACUCUCCCUGUCCUCUUGCAGCAUUAUUGCCAUGAUGAGCCCUGAGGACAGCUGGGUCUCCAAGUGGCAGAGAAUCAGUAAGUCCACCCCUUUGUGUCCUCUCGCACUCCGCCUUCAGCAUAAUUAUGGCAAAUGAAAAGGCAGAUUAACCCUGUUUCUCUGGAAUUGGCUGUAAAUCUUCAGGCGGUUUGCUGUUUCCUCUGUGUUUCCCUUUUGGUCUGCUACCAUUUGCAAUUGAAGCAGCUUUUUAUAACCUCUUCCAUUGUUUUGCCACACACACCUGGGGACCUUCCACACACCCCCCAAAUCCUAUUACAGUGGUACCUCGGGUUACAUACGCUUCAGGUUACAGACUCCGCUAACCCAGAAAUAGUACCUUGGGUUAAGAACUUUGCUUCAGGAUCAGAACAGAAAUCAUGCUCUGGCAGCGCUGCGGCAGCAGGAGGCCCCAUUAGCUAAAGUGGUGCUUCAGGUUAAGAACAGUUUCAGGUUAAGAACGGACCUCCAGAACGAAUUAAGUACUUAACCAGAGGUACCACUGUAUUACUUUCUUUAAACCCUUUUUGCAGUGGUUUGAUUCUCAGUUUUCCUCACAGCAACCCUGUGGGCUUACCAAGGUGGGGAGUAAGAGUGUUUUUGUCUGUGUUUCUUCAUUGCUGUUCAGGAUAGCCCAGGCUCCCUUUUCAUAAAGUUGUUGGUUUAAGAAGUUCUAACCAGAGCGUGUUCUCUUCCCCCAGGUAACUUCAAGCCUGGUGUGUAUGCAGUGUCUGUGACUGGCCGCCUGCCCCAAGGUAACUUGCCAGGCUUUUAGUAAGAAUUAAAAGUCUUUCCUUGCUCACGAAGAUAAGCUGCUCAGUCAGGCCCAAGGGGACCCUUUUAGUCCAGCAUCCUCUUCUGGCCACCUAGAUCCUCUAAUGAGAAGCCAACAAGCUGGACAUGAGGUCAACCUGGGUUGAUAACCUCAGAUAUUUCCACCAUUUUUGCUACUGAGCCUGUGCUCAUCUGGGCAUUUCUGUCUUGAGGGGAAGAGCUUGCAUAAUAUCACUAGAACUCAUGGACAUCUAAUGAAGCUGAAUUUUGGAAGUUUCAGGACAGACAAAAGAAAGUCCUCAUGCAGUGCAUAGUUAAACUAUGGAACUCACUCCCACAGGAGGUAAUGAUGGCCAGCAACUGGAUGGCUUUUAAAAAAGCAAUGAGGAAAGGGCAAUCAAUGUCUACCAUCCUUGAUGGCUAUGCUCUGCUUUCACAGUUGGGGGCAGCGAUGCUACCAGUUGCUGGAAACUGCAGGAGUGCUCUGGUGCUCAAAUCCUGCCUGAGGGUUUCCCAGAAAAUGUGUUUGCUUGGCAUUGUGCGAACAGGAUACUGAUCUCGAUGGGCCAUUGGCCUAAUCCAGCAGGCUCUUCUUAUCUUAUUUUAUGUAUAUAAUGGGGGAGGAAAAGGAAGAACUAGGCUUACAGAAAGAGUAUAAUUGGUCACCAUGAUUAACCUUGCAGCUGGUUAGGAAAUUUGCAGUUUCAGGAUGUGAUGCUUGCACGCAGAGAUGUAGAUAAAACCUACUAUGACAAAGCUUUGGGAAUAAUCUUUUUCUUGGGUUUUGCUAAUUAGCUAGCUGCAGGGUUGCUAAUGCCACAUACCUUUUCCUUUUACUUCCUUGCCUCUUCUCCCCACCCCUUAAACAUAUGUCAUGCUUUUUUAUUGCUGCAGGCAUCGUCCGGGAACUGAAGAGUCGCGGUGUGGCCUACAAGUCUCGGGACACAGCCAUAAAGACCUAAGGAGGAGGCGUUCCCACCCACCCCUCAAUUGAUGCCCACACAGGCCUCCAUUUCAGAAGAGACUCCUGCUCAGAACUGGCCUAACGUUAAGAAACAAAGAUCUCUUUGUGGGUGUGGGGUCUUUGUCUGGGGAUCAAGAGUGGACUGACUGCACCAUGCUCCUCCCUGCUAGCUGAGCUAGAGAAGGGCCUUCCUGAGAGGCUGUAAGUAGGAGCGGCAGAAGUUUAAGUGUUGGCGAUUUCUGUAAAUAUUCCUAAUAAAUUUGGUUAUGGUGUCAGAAAUUCACAUCCUGACGUUUGCUGUUUCCCUUGCCAUCUGCAAAACAUAUAGAGCUGAAAGUGGGGGUGGUGGGGACUUCUGUUAAGUAUGGACUUAGGCAGCAGGUUUUGUUCUGAUAUGGAUGUGCUAUUUUUUGUGUGGAAAGUGGCCCUCUAGAUUGCUGGACUGCACUCCCAUCAGCUGCAGGCAGGAUGGCCCAUGGUCCCAGAGAAUGAGGUGUUGUCCAGCAGUACCAAGAGCCUCUACUUAGUUAAGGUGUGCUGGGGAGGGUGAAGGCCUGGAAACCAAGCCUUAUGAGGCAGGGUUGAGGGAGCUGUGUAUGUUUAGCCCGGGGAAGAGGUGAGAUGAAGAGGGUGUCACGUUACUGCUGUCCCAGAGGGGCAGCAGGGGAGAACCCAAACCAGUGGGUUCAAAUGACAAGAAAGGAGAUUCCGAUGAAACAUUAGGAAGAACUUUCUGAGGGAGCUGCUUGACAGUGGAACAGGACCACCUCAGAAGGUGGUGGAAUCUGCUUCAUUAGAAGUUUUUAAACAGAGAUUGGAUGUCCAUAUGUUAAAGAUUCUUUAGCUGUGAUUCCUGCAUUGUAGGGGGCUGGACUAGAUGACCCCCGGGGAUCCCUUCCAACUCUGCAAUUCCAUGAUUCCAAGGUUUUCGUCUUGUUUUAAAUAUAUUUGCUGUUUUGUGUUUUUAGUUAUUUAGUGUGCAAAUUGCCGUAAGACAGUUACUUAUAGAAGGUGAUAAAUCAAUUGGUGAUGAUGAUAAUGAUUUAGAAAUCUUGAACAUGGCAAAAGACAUUGGGAAAUGAGCAUAAAUUGGAAUAGUUUGGGUAGAAAUGGAUGCAUGACCAGCACUGUAUUUCUAAUGAUGGCCACUAGGAGGCAGUGCAGGACUGUUCCUUGGAGCAACUGUCUGUAGCAGGGGUCAGCAAACUUUCAGCAGGGGGCUGGUCCACUGUCCCUCAGACCUUGUGGGGGCCGGACUAUUUUUUUGUGUGUGGGAUGAAUGAAUUCCUAUGCCCAACAAAUAACCCAGAGAUGCAUUUUAAAUAAAAGCAAACAUUCUACUCAUGUAAAAACAUGCUGAUUCCCGGACCAUCCAUGGGCUGGAUUUAGAAGGCGAUUGGGUCCCCAGGCCUUAGUUUGCCUACCCAUGGUCUGUAGCCUUCCAACCAUUAACCGAUUUUAUAUCUUUAUCACCCACAGUGACCCUUGGCUCUUGAAUUCUUCUGGUUUUUGAAGAAGUGAUUAUGGUCAUUACAUCACACAACUUCCAGCCAUAUCUGUGGAACAGGAGUGGGGAGUAUUGCAACCCUCAAGCAGUUACCAGACACUAACUCCCAUCAGCCCCUUCAGCCAGCAUGGUCAGGAAUGAUGGGAGUUGUAGUCCAGCAACAUCUAGAGGGCCCCAGGUGUUCCCCAAACCUGCCAUAGAACUUCUCUUUUACACAGUAUUUCAUAACUUUCCCCCCUUUCCCUUUGUAGCCACUUGGGGAGGGGAUCAUUGCUAAACUCGCUUUACAGGGCAGGCACUCAGCUGUGAGUGAGAAUUGACCAAGGCCACAUAGUUUCAUUCAUUUCUAAAAAUAUUUAUAUGCAGUACUGGUAUGCCAUCAAAAAUAUGUAUCAAAGUGGUUUACAAUAUUAAAAUCCAAUAAACCGUACAAUAAAUCCUUAAAAAGAGUUGAAAACGCACAUUGGUUAAUUAUUGUGGAAAGGUGUAUUCUUAAUUCCCUGCUUAUGCCUGGAGGAAAGAGAAGUUUCCAAAGUUGGCACAGAAGGCACCUGCUGAAUCUUUGUUCGCAGUGUGUUCCACAGGACUGGACCAAUGGCACCAAAGGCUCAGUUCCUUGUUACUGUCAAAUGAGCCUCACCAACUCAGGAAAUAGGCAAUGAUGCUCCUGCAGAUAAUCUGAAUGAUCAAGCUCUGGGGUAUGAGGGGUUCAGGCCAUCUGUGAGGUAUUGAGGAAUACAAGUCUGUGGGGAGGUGGGACUUGGACCUUGAACCCUGGCUCUUACGAUCAUGCACCCUUUUCCCCACUGGUGUCCUCAAAUUGGUCCUCCUGAGCUCUGGAGCCUUUUCUUGCCCCUAUUCUCUCUCAGUCCAAGCACUUAAUCUACCCUGGUGAUUCAGCGAGGUCUCAGAUGUUGCUGAACCCCAGCUUCCAAUCCUGGCCAUUGGUCAUAGUGACUGAGGCUGAUGGGAGUCCAGCAGCAUUGCCCACUUCUGCUUAAAAAAGAGAAGAGGGGGAAAGGAAUUGAGAAAUGGAUAUACAGUGGUACCUUGGUUCUUAAACUUAAUCCAUUCUGGGCGUCCAUUCGACUCCCGAAACAGUUUGAAAACCAAGGUGCGGCCCGAUAGGCUGCAGGAGCUUCCUGCACUCAAUCGAAAGCCACGUUGGAUGUUCGGCUUCCGAAAAACGUUCGUAAACCGGAGCCAAUUUGUUCAGGAGCCAAGCCAUUCGAGUACCAAGGUACCACUGUAUUCCCUGGAGCAUCCUCUGGACUGGUGACAGAUCAGAAAGAUCCACACUGCGUUGCAGCUAUGGGGGAAGAGGUGCAUGGAUCAAGGAACUCCACCCACUUAGCAUCAUGUUGGUGGCAAUAUCUUUCCAUGCACCAAGGCACUCUCUGGACAGGCACUGGUCCGUCUAACUCAGUUUUGUCCACACUGACUGGCAGCAGCUCUUGGGAUUCAGGCAAGAGUCUCCAGCUCAAGUGUGUUGAAACCCAGGACAGAGGAAUAGGGGUCCUUCCACAUUUGGGUUUCUGGAAAUUCAUUCCAAACAUUACCCUGGUUCUCAUGAAGUGCAAAUGAGGUUAUAAAAAAAUUAUCGUCCUGGACUGGUCUGCUUCAUGGCACAGAGCAUGUCUUGACUGCUCCCUCAUGCAAAAUGAAUCCUAGUAUAUGUGAACUCCAGGCUGGCUAGAAGGGUAUUUUGAAAGCUAGUGUUUUGUUAAUGGUUAGAGCAUUGGACUAGGACCUGAAAAACCAGGUAUUCAAAUCUCCACUCAGCUAUGAAGCUCACUGGCCGACCUUAGGCCUGUCACUGUCUCUCAGCCUAACCUACCUCACAGGGUUGUGGGGAUUAAGUGAGGAGUGGGGGGGGGGGGGACCAGGGACACCACCUUGAGCUCCCUGGAAGAAAAGGUGGGAUAGAAAUUGAAUAAAUAAAAUAUUUAGUGUGGAGUUGCUCCUAGCCACUGUAUGUGAUGCUGGGAAUCCAAAAGAGUUUAUUUUCAUUUAAGAAAACAGUGACCUAACUCCAGGGCCCAGGUGGGGAGGUGGGGAUCUGUGGUUCCCACUAAGUUUCCUGCUUGGUUUCCUGCUUGGCAGGGGGUUGGACUCGAUGGCCCUUGUGGUCUAUUCUAACUCUAUGAUUCUAAGUGUUGUUGGACUACAACUCCCAUCAUUGCUAUUUUAUUUUAUUUUGGAAAUAAAAUUUUAUUUGAUUUUCAGGAAUAUAAACUUACAACAAAACCAAUUCUGAAUCCAAAUAUUGAAAUUACACUGAAUCUCCUGACUUCCCCCCAUCCCUUCCAUGGGUCCUAUUGAUCCUAUUUUCCACUGCAUAUCAGUACUUCUCCAAUUUUUUAAUCUUUCUAAAUUAUCUGUACAUUCUGUUACAUUGCAAGUGUGUUUGAAAUCCUGCCAAUGUUUUAACCUGCUUACAAUGAUCUUGUAUAUAAAUUAUAAACAUCUCUCCUUCUUUUUUG